Molecule: messenger RNA, 2035 nt
Organism: Lemur catta (Ring-tailed lemur)
Lineage: Eukaryota; Metazoa; Chordata; Mammalia; Primates; Lemuridae
Gene: RHAG
Product: Rh associated glycoprotein
Exons: 10
Coding region: 77-1357 (426 amino acids)
Biological process (GO): ammonium homeostasis; ammonium transmembrane transport
Cellular component (GO): plasma membrane
Molecular function (GO): ammonium channel activity
Source: RefSeq, a predicted model, not a curated record
CAGAGCUGUCCUCUGUUCUUAUCAACACCUCACAGCCUGCGAAGCUCUCAGUGCGUCUCUGUCCUUCACCACAGGCAUGAGGUUCACAUUCCCUCUCAUGGCCUUGGGCCUGGAGGUUGGCAUGAUUGUUUUAUUUGGAUUAUAUGUUCAGUAUGAAACGGAGCAAAAUAUUCUCCAGCAGCUCAACACCACGAAGCCAGCAGACAUGGGCAGAUUCCUUGAGUUAUAUCCUCUAUUCCAAGAUGUACACGUCACGGUAUUUGUUGGGAUUGGCUUUCUCAUGACCUUCCUGAAGAAAUAUAGCUAUAGCGGUAUAGGUAUCAACCUGCUCAUCGCUGCUCUGGGCCUCCAAUGGGGCACUAUUAUGCAAGGUGUUCUGGACAGCUAUGGACACACAAUCCACAUUGGAGUCAAAAACAUGAUAAAUGCAGACUUCAGUGCAGUCACAGUUCUGAUUUCUUUUGGAGCAGUCCUGGGAAGAACGAGUCCAGUCCAAAUGCUGAUCAUGACAAUUAUAGAAAUUGCUGUUUUUGCUUACAAUGAAUAUCUGGUUGGUGAGAUAUUUCAGGCCUCUGACACUGGAGCAUCGAUGACCAUUCAUGCUUUUGGGGCCUACUUUGGCUUGGCUGUAGCAGGCAUCUUGUAUCGAUCUGGCCUGAGAAGGGGGCAUAAAAAUGAAGAGUCUGUGUACCACUCAGACAUGUUUGCAAUGAUUGGGACUCUUUUUCUUUGGACGUUCUGGCCCAGCUUUAAUUCGGUCUUUGCUGAAGCUGGAGACAAGCAGUACAGGGCCAUCGUAAACACAUACCUCUCUCUUGUUGCCUGCGUACUCACAACCUAUGCAAUCUCCAGCCUUUUGGAGCAACGAGGCAAGCUCAAUAUGGUUCACAUUCAGAACGCCACCCUGGCUGGAGGAGUUGCCGUGGGCACCUGUGCCGACAUGGAGAUUCAGCCCCACGGUUCUAUGAUCAUCGGGAGCAUUGCGGGAAUUGUCUCCGUGUUUGGAUACAAAUUCCUGACUCCAUUUUUUGCUACUAAACUGAGGAUUCAAGAUACAUGUGGCAUCCAUAACCUGCACGGCUUACCUGGAGUGGUGGGAGGGCUCGCAGGCAUUGCGGCAGUAGGCAUGGGAGUGUCUAACACGACUACCACGAGCAUGCAGGCAGCUGCACUGGGUUCUUCCAUCGGAACAGCACUUGCUGGAGGUCUGAUUACAGGUUUAAUUCUAAAGAUACCUAUCUGGGGACAGCCAUCUGACGAGAACUGCUAUGACGAUUCUGUUUAUUGGGAGGUCCCUGAGAAGAGAGACUAUGACAGUCACUUCCAUGACCACAACCUGCUGAGUCUUGAAGUCUGAAUACCAUUCCUGCACUCCUGCUUCCUUUCCCGUUAUCUAGAAUCAAGUUAAAAUAAACAAACAGACAGUAUCCAAAGAGAAUAUGGACCAAAGUGAAUAGGUCCUAGGCCUCAAAUGGCCAGUGUAAAAGUGUCCUUAUGUCUGGUGCUGUCUCUUGACAGUCAAUGAUUGUUUAACUGAGGAAAUGUGACUCACAAAACAGAGGUUCAAAUGAAUUCUGUCCAGAACUCACAGAGUGUUUGCCAGUGGGUAGGUACAGAGUGAAGAUUCGAUGUUUAUUCUUGUAUUUUUCCCAAUAGAGGUUGAUUUACACUGAAAUCAGUACUUUCUAAUUAUGUCAGUUUCUUAAUGUAGACACCAUGUCUUCAGUCCCAAAGAUUAUAAAACUGAAGCCAAUGAAACAACAAUAUAUGUAAGAAAUAUAUAUGAGAAAGAUGAAAGACAUGAAUAUAUGUAAAGCAGUAAUAGAAUUGUUUUAGGUAGUGCUUUUUUGAUUUUAAAAAUGGUCUAGCUAGUAAUGUUAUAUCUUCACUUGAAUAUUCGUAUUCUUAAUUGCUUUUCCAUGUUUACUCUUUGUAACAAGAGCUCAAAUGCUAUCUGACCAAAGUCUAUCUUGUAUAAAAUUUCCAAGAAUUUAAUGUCAUUAUAAAAUAAAGCAUUAGUCUUUUGUUCUCCUUU